CCGCGGAAGCGCAUGUGCGUGAUCUCACGACGCGGUUGCCGUCGCGCGCAAUUACAUCGUGAGUUUGCGCUUGUGGUUACAAACGCUGUGUUGUGCCAAUUGGAAAAUUCAACGGCGAGUACACGAGAGAAGGAGGUCGUCGUGAGGACCGAUUAACCUCAAGUUUUAGCCGUUUAAUUCGACGCGGGAGACGCGGCAAACGUCGUUGUACGUGCACGCCGCGUCGGGGCAGCGGAACGAGAUGCAAACGAUGCCAAAGCGAUGCAGUUGACACACCGCGAGAUCUCGUGUGACAAAACGGAGACACGUAUCUCGAAGAUACCAUUGAGAAGUUCCGACAUCGAGAGGUACUCGAGGUGGAUUCAUCAGAAACGUCCUCGGCGUUUCCGAAUCCCAAGAAAUCACGCACAAUAGCGCCGAUUGAAGAAGAGAAGAUUAUCUCGCCGUGUCGUCAGAUUUGAAACGCGACACGCGUAAAGAAGAAAGAAGCGUCGCCGUCUCUUUCUCUCUCUCGUUUGAGAGAAACUUCCUAAGGUGACAAUUAAGAAGAGGGAGCGUUUUUUUUUCCUGUCGCGUCGCGCCAACCGUCAGCGCCGUCGGCGGAAUACGUGUAAUAAAAGAUUAUAGCGGGCCGGGUAUUCACUCGCGGAAUACGACGCGCGCCACGCAAUCCACCACCUGUGGCUUCUGAUAACCCCGCGCGAUAAGAGAAAAAGAGAGAACCGCGUCGCGCGCGCGACGCGGGAGCUUCGACAUUCAGCUCGAGAGAUUAAUGCGAGAUUAAAGCUCUUAUUCUUGAGAAAGAACACACCCUCCCUCCUCCCGCCGCUUCCAAACUCAAACUCGAGUGCAUCUCCGUUAGUCACCAAGCGGAUCCGUUUCGACCGCGUGAUUCUCGCGCGCGUUUAUACGCGAUUGCCUUCGAUCCGCGCGAAGCGAAGAGAACAAACUUCGCUUCAGAUCUUUUUCGCGAUUUUAGAAUUCAAGAACUCGGGCGAAUCGAUCGUGAACACGAUCGAUUUCAACGGUGAACGUUCAUCGCUGAUUAAUCGAAGUCGAAAGCGACAGGCUGGCCUUUCGCCGACAAAAUCAGCUUGUUCCCGGGAAUCGGGAAGAAAGAUUCGCGCCGCGAUCGACACGGAACGUUUGUUGUCUCGGAAGUGAUCUCGGAUGAUCGCGAUCAAGAGGAUCGUUCGUUUCGAGAGGGAAUUGAACUGACCGAAGAGAAGAUUCUAGCGGCGAGUGUGAAAUCGAGCGGCGGCGUUUCCAUUUUUAUUUCUUUCUCGUCGUGGAGGGUAACUCGCGAAAAACGGCGAACCACUACGGGGUGCAUUACGCGAACUCGUACGCGUGCAGCAACGGCGCGCCGAGCGUGUACACCAGCAUCGGGUGUUGCGCGAACGGUGGCGGCGGCGGCGGCUUCAGCAACGCGCAGCAGCCGCAUCUUCACGAGGAUUAUCGGCCGAUCUACUUCUACGUGGCGCAGCCCUACACGAUCCCGUACACCUUUGCCAAAAGGUCGAAGCCCGCCGCGUCGUCGCUGUUAAGAGCGGCCAAGCGGCCACACGGCAACAAUUGCCGAGUCAAGUUCCCCAAGCGACUCAGCAACGCCGACUUUUCGCAGAAGGUCAAACAAGGCGAGUUCUCGCGCAGCCUCAACCAGGUGCACUUCGCGGAAGGUCAAGUGUUCGCGAACUAUCCGAAAGCUGGACCGUCAUCCCGUGAUCCGAGGAUGACGUCGAUGUUUCGACGGGGCACGAUCUUCGCGACGUUCUUUCUGUCAUUGCUGGGCGGCGGACUGGUCUGCGCCGCUCUUGUGACCCAACACUGGGUCGAUGCGCGACCGUGGCGAACGCCGAAUCCUCAGGAGAGCGCCGGCAAGGUCCACUUCGGCCUGUUGCAGGGCAAGAAAGAAUUAAACGUCGCUUACGGAUGGCGGACGUAUCACAUAUCAGUCCCUCAGAUGAUUCGCCAAGAUCCGUCGGUGAUGUCCUGGGCUCUUUGGAUCGCUACUUUGACAACAACCUCGGCUGCCCUGGUAGCGGCCGCGAUGGCUGCUCUCUUAGCGGUUUUGAACACGGCCACUUCACCGAGAUCGAAGAUUCUCUCUAUCCCCGGCGUGUACUUCAUAAAUAUGUUAACGCUAUUAAUGUGCUUAGCAAGCACAUGCACUUGGUUGGCGCAGUAUUACACAAGACUGUACGUAAACGUGCUUCCGAAGGAGGACAUCGACAAUAUGUGGACCAGCGAGGGUUCCGCUGAGCUUGGUUAUUCAUUUUGGUUUGUUGUCAGCGCCAGUGUUGUGCAUUUUAUCAGCAUAGCGUUGAUCGGUUGGGGAUCGGGUAGAGAAAAGGACGAACGCCUGGAACCGAUACCCGCUCUCGAGGAAAAAACAGCUGCGGCGAUAAUGUUAUACUAGACGUUUAUUUAUGCGUAACGGUGUUAAAAUUCGCAUAGACUAUACGAGCACGCGCGUUAAUGCCACGCCAAGUUCCGAAAGGAAUUGACGACGAUAUUAUCUAUACCGAGAGAGAAAGAGAGAGGACUCUGAACGCGAGUUAACUGAACGGAGAUUCAACGGUGACUACGAUAAUGUAUGCAGAUCUCUACCUGUGACUCGCGCAGUUCCUAAAUAUCUAACGGCCGAAACGGUACGUUUGUUUCACGAGGGAAAGAAGAAAAAAGUGCUAUUUGGUACUAAUCCAAGUGGCGAAAAAAUAGACGAGCUAUGGAAAAACGCUUCUUAUAUUAUUAACUUAAUCUAUACAGGUUUUUAAACAUAUAAAGCUGCAAUCGAGACACAAAUUGUCGCUUUGGACUUAGAUUUCUACGUUGGUGGUAUAUGUAAACAUUCGUAUACAGAAGUGUAUGUGAAUAAUACACGCUGCCAAAUAGAAAAAAAAUGUGUGAAUUUGAACGCUCACGCAUAUUUAGAGAUAAAACAAUGUGUCAAGCUCCUCCGAUGUUAAAUAUUUUUCGUUAAAAUAUUAAACGUUUAAUAUUAAACGAAUUAUUAUAAUAUUUCGUAAAUAUUUAACAUCUUGUAUUUUUAGCAACAUAUUGUUUUUUUCUUUUUGGCGAUUAUUUUGACUAGACUGAGCUAAUAAAACAAACGAUAAUAAUACUUUAUUUCAAAUAAAUAAAAAGAGAUGGAUAUUCGACAAGCGUGGUGUGUGUUUUCUUCGAGAGAACAAAAACCGUUUUCAAAUUGUUUGUUUUUGCACACAGAGAAGAACAAAUCAACAAAUUAUUCUUUGAUAUUGUUUCUGCACACACAAAUAGUAAUUUAUUUCAUUAAUUCACGUUCACGGUAAAUACCGUGUGUAAACAUAAAACAUAAACAAACACUUGCGCUUUUUGAGGACAAUAUUUGCCACGGCAAUGUCGCGAGAUGUGAUAGUAAAACCGCGAGACGAAAUUCAUACAUUGUACAUUCCCAAGAAGAAAAGUACACACACAAUUGAAGUAUCAAUAUACCGAAUAUCUGUGGUAUAUUUAUUUUACGUUAAUCUCUUCGUUCUUAUAUCGUGAAAAAAAUUUAUUUCACAAAUUUAAAAUUUUUAAAUAACACUUUACGCGUAUUACACACAAAUCAUUUAAAAUUAUCACACCUAUACGUAGAAAGAAACUAUAAAAUUACAAUCGUACAUAAAAAAAUAUUUUACAUAAACACUUACAUGCAAGAUAUAGGAUUAAUAUAAAAAAUCGAACAACAUAUAUAAGCAUAUAAGACGAAUUUUAUUGAUAUUUUUAAUUAAUUUUAUAUAUAUUAUUUAUAUAUAUAUAUAUAUAUAUAUAAUCUUUGCUGUUAGGUUAGGUUAGGUUAGUUAAGUCAAUUGGAUGUUAAGGGUGCACAUGUGCAUCCUAAAUUGGAUAUUAAAGGUGUGCGCACAAGUGUCACGCCGCCAUUUUUUCCGUUUUUUUUUUUUUUUAUACAAUAUAACCACAUUCAGCAGGACGUAGCACGUUAUGUUGUUUUUCAACUGUUGUAUUGUUUUUACAAUCAAUAAUAAACAAACAAAUGCUUAUCUCUAUUUCAUCAUAAGUGUGAAAACUUGCAACUAUUGAAGAACAUCAUGCGUUACGUUUCCGAUGAAUGCGACCAUUCUCCCGAUCCUAAUCAAAAUAUGUUUUGUUUUCCAAUUCCCACUAUAAAUCUUACUUAAUAAAUAUUAUAAAUAUAAAUAUAUAUAUAUAUAUAUAUGAGAUAAUUAAUAUUAGAAAAAAAAAAUCACGCGAGCGAAGAUGCAAUUCCGUAAAAUUCGCGAAUACUGUAAAUCGAAACACGAUGGAUUAACGUUUGUGCUCUACUCGGCGCACUGUUUUUUUUUGUUGUCUGGAAAAAUAAAACCACGUAUACGAAAACAAUAUAUAAAUAGAAACAGACUUCCG
Molecule: messenger RNA, 4392 nt
Organism: Pseudomyrmex gracilis
Lineage: Eukaryota; Metazoa; Arthropoda; Insecta; Hymenoptera; Formicidae
Exons: 6
Coding region: 1733-2419 (228 amino acids)
Source: RefSeq, a predicted model, not a curated record